AUGAUUGAAGCCUUAGCGGCCUCAUCUUUGGCGGCUUCCGCCCAGGGCGAGCUGCUUGAUGUCCUGGUUAUUGGUGCUGGGCAAGCGGGGAUGUCGGCAGCCCACGAGCUGGCCAAAUCAGGACUUACCUUCCGCGUGCUGGAAGCCACGGAUCAUGUGGGCGGACGUACGCGCAAUGUGGACGUUCGCACUGGCCAGAUGGAUGUGGACACUGACGAUGUCAUCGAAAUUGGGGGUACCUGGCUGAGCCCGGACCACACUGCAGCGCUGCAACUGAGUCGCGAGCUUGGGGUGGAAGCCUUUAAUGCCAGCUUCGUGCCGGACUCUGCAGACUUCUCGGUGAAGGACGAGGAUGAUUGGCCCUGGUGGUUCUGGGGCUCUGACUACCCAAAAGAUCAGAGGCACCUUCUUCGGGAGUCGGUGUUUUUCUCUGGCGGCCAUCGUCGGCUCUUCCGCAGCCCGGCGCAGCUGCCGGACCUGGGGAUGCGCAAGGCUGAGGAGCUUCUGCGGCGGGCCAGCAGGGGACUUGGAGACAAGUGCUGGCGUUCCAACGGCACGUUUCCGCUCUGGCGCCUCUUGGACAAGGGCACCACCUGGUCCAACUUGGGCGCUGGCUUGCGAAGCCCUGAUGCGCAGCAGGCGCUGCGGAAUUGUAUCCAUGGCAAGAAUGCGCAGGAGCCUGAGGCAGUGUCCUUCCUUUACAACAUGCUGUCCUUCAGCGGCUGCAACAGCAAAGGCCCCGACUCCCAGUACCGCCUCCGCGGGGGCACGCAGGCGCUGCCGCUGCGCCUGGCCCGGCGCUUGAAGAGCCAAGUGCUGCUGGACCACCAGGUGAUCGGAAUCAAGUCCAGCGAGGACGAGGUUCUGGUGUCUCUUCAGAAUCGGGCACCAAUGCGAGCCCGCACUGCUAUUCUUACUGGCCCACCGCCAGCAAUCCUGUCUAUCGACUUCGACCCACCCUUGGACGGUGCAAACGCGCAGUGGUUGCAGCGCAUGCCGAUGGGCACCUCAUUGAAGCUCGCAGCAGUCUACAAGGAAGGCCCAUGGUGGAGAGAGAUUGGUCUGCAGGGAGACAUCCUGGCCACGCGUUUGCCCCAAAAUUUGUCGCUGCCGGAGCCGGACUCGGACCUUCCUUUGUUUGUCCAAUGCAUGGACCACUCGCCCUACUCGCAGGCUCUGGGUGUCAUUGUCUGCUUCAUGGAGGGUCGGCAGAACCUCUACUUUACUGGGCUGGCACCUGCUGAGCAGCGGCGGCUCUUCUUGAACUUCUUGUUCCAUAGCUUUGGGACCUCCAAGGCAAUUGACCUGAAUCCCGACAUCGUUGCGCACAACUGGGCUGAUCAGCCCUUCGCACGGGGAGCCUACACGGGCUUCUUCGCUCCAGGCGUCAUGUCAGUGCCUGCUUUUUGGUCAGCGUUUCAGAAGAUGGAGAAGCUGCCCAACGUCUUCCUGGCAGGAUUCUGCAUGUGCUUGCCCCCGCAGGGCGCUAUCCGGGACGGCCAGCGAGCAGCGCAGAUGGCGAUGCUGAGGCAGGAAUGUGCUGUGGAGCAGGAUGACGGCGGACUGGCCAAGUUCGCAAGCCGCGACCGACAGGCGAUGGCGCAGACCUUCGGGCCAAUGCCGCGCGGGUACCGUGAAAAGAUGCCGGCCUGCUUCCGCUCAUGCUGCGCAGACCCGUGCACCCGUCAUGGCCAAGCCAUUGCGGCGCUGGGUUUGUCUUUAGCAGUCAGCCUGCGGCCCCGACGGGCCCGCAGCGCGCUACGGUCGGUGGCGGAAUUGCAGGAGAUGCAGGAGACUCGCUUUGACACGCUGAAAGUCAGGCAGGGGGUGCUGAGCAACGGCAUGCGGUACCUGGUGCUGCGCCACACCGUGCCCAAGGGCCGCUUUGAGGCACAUUUAGAGUUCCACGUGGGCUCAGUGGACGAGCAGGAGGAUCAGCGGGGCAUGGCGCACAUGCUGGAACACAUCUGCUUCCUGGGCAGCUCGAAGCGCGUGCAGCUUCAAAGUAGCGGCCUUGGCAUGACCAGCAACGCUUGCACUGACUUCAACCAUACUGUUUACUACGUGAGCAUUGGCUCAGAACACCUCGGAGAAGGCUUGAAGGUCUUAGCUGACAUCGGAUUCGAGCCAGCUUUCGAACCUGAGCGGGUGGAAAAGGAGCGCGCAGCUGUGCUCUCUGAAGCGCAGAUGGUCAAUGACUGCCAGUACCGCAUGCAGACUCAGUUCUUGAGCUCCCUGCACGGUGAUAAUCAGAUCCAUGUGCGGUUCCCGAUUGGCCUGGAGCAGCAGAUCGCCAAUUGGACCAUUGAGGAGCUUCGGCGCUUUCAUUCAAGGUGGUACGUUCCAGAAAAUGCAACUCUCUUUAUCGUGGGCGACCUUGACGAGGAAGAAGCUGCCCGGGAGGCCGAGAGGGCCUUCUCCAGUUUCCCAAAUGCCGGCUUGUCAAGUGGCAGACCUUGGGAGUACGACGCUACGUCACUACUCAGGCCCGUGGUCCAGGGCCGGCCUACUAUUCUUCACAGCUAUGUUCAGCCCACCGGCAGCACAGGCGACGCUCCCGCGCUCAAGGAGUGGAGCUCAGAUUUGAAGGUCUCAGUGGCCACCAAUGACCUGAUGCAGGGCAUGCAGAUCACCUGGGCUGCCAAGAUGCCGCUUACGCCAGCAAGGAGUGCCGAGGACCUUUCAGAGUGGCUGAUCCAGCGCUUGGUAGUUGAGGCCGUCCGACUUCGCUUUUCCGCGCGCUGGCGUUCUGGCGUCAUCCCCUGCACUUUGCACUCCUACGACUCAGCGCGGGAAGCUGUGACCAUUACGACGCUGACCAUCAUGACUGAGCCCAAUCGAUGGAAGGACCGCUGCGAAGAGGUGCUGCAGGAGGUGUUAGUGGUACGGAGGGGCCUGGCGCAGGAGGAGAUCUUUGAGAAGUUCGACAAAUCUGGGGAUGGCGUCCUCAGCUCGGAUGAGAUGCAAGAGAUUUUUCAGAAGUUGGGCUUUAAGUCCUCCGAGUACCUCCUGAAAACAACCGAUACCAACAAGGAUGGAAUUCACAAAGGAGAUGAGAUCACCUUAGAAGUCACUUUCUUCAAUGACUUCAAGGUUACGAAGGGCAAAGAACCCUAUCGUUUUUCCUCCCGAGUUCGUUGGCGUUGCCAUGUAGAUGAGUCUGUGCAGCUGAGCUUCGCCGAUGCCGAGUUCCCUCCAGCAGACGACAGUGUCGAUCCUACAGGCGCUUGGAAAAUUGCCAAACCCGAGCUGUGGCUUCCAGCCAGGUGUGCUGGUAGUCCCAGCGAAGCAUGUUUGUUUGAUCAGAUCCUUCCACAGGAUGUGAAGCAAGGGAGGCUGGGAGAUUGCUGGCUAAUGGGUUCCAUCUCGGCUUUGGCUCAAUGCCCAGGCAGAAUCAAGAGCUUGUUUGAUGCCAAGCAACUGACUUCAGAUGGAAAGUAUGGCAUAUGGCUUUUUGAUGAGACUGACCAGUGGAUCAAAGUGGUGAUCGAUGAGCAAGUCCCGUGCCACAAGGACAAGGAUGGCUUUCCACUGGUGACCUUUGCCAGACCAAUGGCCAAUGAAAUAUGGGUGUCACUUUUGGAGAAGGCGGUGGCCAAGUAUUGUGGUGGAUAUCACAACCUCCAAGGUGGCCAGCCGGCGUGGGCCUUCCGGCUCUUCACGGGACAGGAGGGUGUGUCCUAUUUGUUGCUGGAGGAUGGCACCUAUCGGAAGCGCCGUAUGGUCAACAAGAAACCCCGUUGCCCCAGGUCCAAGUGGAAGUGGCAAAAGGGGAAGUCCUUGACGCAGGAGGAGUUCUGGGCUGCACUGGAAGAGCAUGCAGAGCACCAGCACUUGAUGGCUUGUUGUGGGAAUGUGAAGCCGUUCAUGAAGGGUCGUGACAAGUCGGAAUGGAAGGAAAAGGGUCUAGUGAGAACUCACAUCUACUCCAUCUUGCGGGUUGUGUCUGAGAAACUCGACGAUGGAGUUCCCAUCAAGCUGAUUGAGGUGCGCAACCCCUGGGCGUGGGGAGAAUGGAAUGGAGAUUGGUGCGACACUGGCAGCAAGAGUGGUGAAUCUGGCAAGUGGCUGGAGAAUCCGCAGUUGCGAGAGAGACUUCUGGGCACUUCAGGAGUAGAUGGAGCUUUUUUCAUGAGCUAUGAAGACUUCGUGAAGUUCUUCACUGCUGUCUCAGUAUGUCCUCUUGGUUCGCCCGAGGGACAUGAGCCCGAUGAGGAUGUGCAGGAGGGCUCUGGUGAUGAAGACGAGCUCGAGGAUUUGGAGGUGGACUGA
Messenger RNA from Effrenium voratum, 4272 nucleotides. Lineage: Eukaryota; Dinophyceae; Suessiales; Symbiodiniaceae. The record is from the annotation of a GenBank genome assembly.